UUGAGCAGCCUCUGCCCAGCGCCCGGAGGGGACCUGCGCCCCGCGCAGCCAGUGGAGAUGGACCCUCUGGCCGCUCCCCCUCCUUCCAGCCGGCCCUCGCUGCUCCAGUUCUUCAGGAACCUCUUUGGACUCAGGAAGGGCGCGCGGAAGAGCCAAGAGACUGGUGCCGAGAUGGAAGAAGCGGGAAACAGCAGGGACCAAGAAGACACGAACAACCCAGCAAUUUCCACCACCACCGAGUCUGAGCCCAUCCUGCCGGCGGGCAACAAACUAAUGGGCGACCCCGUGGCCAAGGAGUCUCGGGGAGAGAGGCUGGAGGAGAUCGUCAAGGAGCUGAAGGAAAUCAGUCUUGCGGGGACCACAUCGAGCAGGGGCGACCAGUCCCCUUCGACGCCAGACACCAGCGGCAUGGAGAUGGGAGACUCCUCUGACUGGCCCAUGACAGACCUCUCCGAAAGCAGCGGUGGCAUCGAUGGCAGCAGGAGCGAGGAGGAGAAUCACCUUGCAGGGGGAGAAGGGGCAGCUCCUGCUCCUGAUGCUCCUGAUGCUCCGGCUCCUGAUGGAUGGAGGAGCAGGCCCUCACUGCUCCAGCUCCUCAGGAAUCUCCUUGGUCUCAGGAAGAGCACACUGGAGGGCCAAGGAGCCAGUGCUGGGGUGAAACCAAUGGGAAACAUCAAGGACCAAGAUGCAGACAACCCAGCAGAUCCAGCAGCAGCUGAGUCUGAGCCCAUCCUGCUAUCAGGCAAACAGCUAACAGGCAACCCCCUGGCUGAUGAACCUCAAAAAAACACACUGGAGGAGUUUGUGGAGGAGAUCAAGGAAGAACUGAAGGAAAUCAGUCUUGGAGGCGCCUCUCUGAUCAGGGGCAUGGAGAUGGGAGACUCUCCAGGCUUUGCCAACAUCCCUGUGAGUAAGGAAGGCAGAAUGGCACAGGAGCUAGAUGGCAAAACCUCUGGCCAGGAAGUGAAGUUCAUGGAAGAAGCUUCUGGGGACACAGGAUCUUUGAGAAAGGCCAGGGUCCCCCAGGUUCUGCUGGCCGACACUGACGGGCUUGCAUCAGCUGCAGGAGACCUGCCAACACCCGUGGAGGACUUCAGUGCUGAGGACGAGAGAGAGCGCCUGCUCAAAGAGGAUCUUCAUGGAGAAUCUCCCAAGGAAGAGCUGUCUCCCUGGAACAAGCUCAUCAGCAUGUACAAGCAGCAGUGGAAGCUUCCUGUUCCCAAGGAAAACCCACUGGAGUGGAAAAAAGAAGAGGGCUCCCCUGUAAAUCUAACCGCUUAUGGUUUUGCGACACCCAUGCCUCACCACAUCUCUGCAGAGUCCUUUGGCACUACUGUCAUCUGUAGGCUUCCCAGAGACAGAGCGGAGGAGACCAUUGAUCGCUGUGGGAGAACCGAGGUUGACCUGAAAGCAAAUGGACCAGGAGCUCCUGAAGAAGGCUGAGAGUGUGCUCCUCAAACCGACCGGAGAGCGGCCCCAAGACCAAGCUGCAUCAAUUCGUUUGAGCUGCAACCCCUUAUCCACCAGGGGAAAGAAAACUGAGACCUUUUCUUUGGCCCCAACAGGCUGCUGUCUGGAACGAGGACUGUUCCAAAAAGCCCUUUAACUUCACUCUUCUUCCUGUUUCCUCCUUUAUGUCUUUUUAAAGGGCCCCAGGAUGUACCCCCUGCCUUCCCUACCCACUCCCACUACAACCCUUCCCAUCCCUAACCAGCUUGGCUUUUCUUUAGAGUAGGUGCUUUACAUUAAUUGAUUGUUCCCAUGUUUCCCUGUAGGACUCCUUUCCCUGCUAAAGGAAUUCUACGUUCAAUUCAUUUCCCUCUUUAUUUACCCGUCUUUAUUUAUCAGCUCUUCCCAAUUUCCACAUUCAGGAACACCAUGUAAAAAACUGCAGGGGUGUAACUUGGAGGGUAAGAAUAAACAUUUG
Molecule: messenger RNA, 1927 nt
Organism: Alligator sinensis (Chinese alligator)
Lineage: Eukaryota; Metazoa; Chordata; Crocodylia; Alligatoridae
Exons: 7
Coding region: 58-1443 (461 amino acids)
Source: RefSeq, a predicted model, not a curated record